This is a messenger RNA of Apis cerana (Asiatic honeybee), 805 nucleotides long. Its product is annotated as vesicle-associated membrane protein 4. The record is from RefSeq and is a predicted model, not a curated record. Gene Ontology annotation, cellular component: membrane. NCBI's taxonomy places the organism in Eukaryota, Metazoa, Arthropoda, Insecta, Hymenoptera, Apidae. Gene Ontology annotation, biological process: Golgi ribbon formation; vesicle-mediated transport.
GCUCUCGAUGCAGUCCGUGUCCGUAGCAAUAUGGCUACGUGUCGAGUGUUCUUGUAGCGUGUUUUUGGCACGGACGUAAGCUUUACUUAUGGCGCGAGGUAUUUAACGAUCGAUUUAACAACGCGUGAUCGUCCGAUUUGGUGAUCUUCAGCAUGUCGACGAGUAACAAGUGGGAUUUGUCCGCGGAGGACAUAAAAACUGCAGCAAAAGACGAAAAGGAAUUACUGUUGGAACACGACAGCGAUCCGGAUGAAAAUAUGCUAUUCAAUCGACCGAGUACGUCCGUGACGGAAACUAAAGCGGAUGGCAAGAUGGAUAGCGUAAGAUUACAAAUACAAGAAGUUACAGAGGUGAUGCGGGAAAAUGUGCAAAAGGUAAUAGAACGUGGAGAGAAGUUGGAAGAUUUACAAGAAGUUAGCGAUCGUUUAACCAUGGCUGGAAACGAGUUUAGGGCAGCGGCGAGGAAAGCUCAGCAAAGGGCGUGGCUGCAGAAUUUUAAAACGAGAAUCAUUCUUGUCACUAUCACAGUGACGGUCGUCGUCUGCAUCAUCGAUCGACGCGUAUCAUUUUCAGUUCUGGACAUCAUGGUGCUUUACCUGGUUCUCAGAUAGCGAACACGGUGUAACGAGCCUCGAUCGUUCGAUUCCAGUAUCCAUCGCCGUGAAAUAUUCGUAACCAAGGCUCCCUCCAGACUGAUAUACCACUAUUGCGGGCGUACGUUUAUAUUUGUACCUGUCUUUCAUGGAUUACUCACGUGUAUUAUUACUAUCAUAAGUUUAUAUAAAUACAUAUAUUGUUAUUUUUA